GUGGGGGGAGGGGUAGAGAAGACUCUGAGAAACCACCACCUCCGCCAGCGCCGAAACCCACUGCCGCAGCCGCUGCUGUUCUAGCCACCCGCUUUUGCCGCUGCCUCUUCCCGGCUGAGGCUCUGCCGGCCACUCCGUCUUAGCUCGCGAUUUGUAGCCGGCUACGGGUGGGCUGGCGGUCCAGGGCGCAGGGCGGCUAAGAUGAGUGAAAGGAGAAGAUCUGCAGUCGCCUUGAGCUCCCGAGCACAUGCUUUCUCCGUAGAAGCCCUGAUUGGGACAAAUAAAAAGCGCAAACUCCGAGACUGGGAGGAAAAGGGUUUGGAUCUGUCCAUGGAGUCCCUGAGCCCCGCGGGACCGCUCGGAGACAGUGAGGACGCGGCUCACUGCCUGGAGCCCCACCCCGACUCAGAGCAGAGCACUGGUUCAGACACAGAAGUGCUCACAGAGAGGACAUCGUGCUCUUUUGAGUCCCAUCCAGAUCUUACAUCAGGUGCUCCUGGUCCCCCACCUCCCCCCAUUUCAUCCAUGGAGGAGAUACAGGUUGAACUCCAGUGUGCUGACCUCUGGAAAAGAUUCCAUGACAUUGGGACAGAGAUGAUCAUUACCAAGGCUGGCAGGCGGAUGUUCCCAGCUAUGAGAGUGAAAAUUACAGGCCUGGACCCUCACCAGCAGUAUUACAUAGCAAUGGACAUUGUGCCCGUGGAUAACAAAAGAUACAGAUAUGUGUAUCACAGCUCCAAGUGGAUGGUGGCCGGCAAUGCUGACUCCCCUGUUCCCCCAAGAGUUUAUAUCCAUCCUGAUUCACUGGCCUCUGGAGACACAUGGAUGAGGCAGGUGGUCAGUUUUGACAAACUCAAACUGACCAACAAUGAAUUGGAUGACCAAGGACAUAUUAUCCUGCACUCUAUGCACAAGUACCAGCCCCGAGUCCAUGUGAUCAGAAAAGACUUCAGUAGUGACCUCUCUCCAACUAAGCCUGUCCCUGUGGGGGAUGGCGUGAAAACUUUCAACUUCCCAGAGACUGUAUUCACCACAGUCACAGCCUAUCAGAAUCAGCAGAUCACCAGAUUAAAAAUUGAUCGAAACCCCUUUGCUAAGGGCUUCAGGGAUUCUGGGAGAAACAGGACUGGACUGGAGGCCAUUAUGGAAACAUAUGCUUUCUGGAGACCACCUGUGCGCACACUCACCUUUGAGGAUUUCACCACCAUGCAGAAACAGCAAGGGGGCAGCACGGGCACCUCCCCCACCACUUCCAGCACUGGAACCCCAUCACCUUCUGCUUCUUCUCAUCUCUUGUCUCCAUCCUGUUCUCCUCCUACCUUUCACCUGGCUCCCAACACUUUCAACGUGGGCUGCCGGGAGAGCCAGCUGUGCAACCUGAACCUCUCCGACUAUCCACCCUGUGCCAGGAGCAAUAUGGCUGCUUUGCAGAGCUACCCAGGCCUGAGUGACAGCAGCUACAACCGCUUGCAGAGUGGUACGGCCUCAGCCAGCCAGUCCUCAGAAACCUUCAUGCCUCAGAGGACUCCAUCCCUGAUCUCAGGAAUACCAACUCCUCCCUCAUUGCCCAGCAAUAGCAAGAUGGAAGCCUACGGCAGCCAGCUGGGCUCUUUCCCUGCCUCCCAGUUUCAAUAUGUCAUGCAGGCAGGCAACCCAGCCUCCAGCUCCUCUUCUCCUCAUGUGUUUGGUGGUAGCCACAUGCAGCAGAGCUCUUACAAUGCCUUCUCCCUUCACAACCCUUACAACCUCUAUGGUUACAACUUCCCCACCUCCCCCAGGCUAGCUGCGAGCCCAGAGAAACUGACCACCUCCCAAAGCACUUUACUCUGUUCAUCCCCCUCCAACGGAGCCUUUGGUGAGAGGCAGUAUCUGCCCACGGGGAUGGAACACGGCAUGCAUAUGAUCAGCCCCUCUUCAGCCAAUCAGCAGACAGCCAAUACCUGUGACAGCCGGCAGUAUGGGUCCGUCCCAGGGUCUUCCUCCUCCCAGAUGUCCGUGCAUAUGGUUUAAUGGGGGACCUGGCCUCUCAUCACCAAAGACCCUCCACUGUUUCCAUGAAGGCAUCCUCACUGUCAGGAGCUCAAAGCCUUUUAAUGAACAGUGGAACUGCAUAUAUAUUUUUUUCCUUCUGAAGGGGGUUAAGUGGGAAUAACCCCAACAGCAAAGAGAUGCUCCCAAGCUCUCUUAGGACACUCGAGAUGGAAUUUACAUCUGACUUCCUGGCCCGUGCUCACAAUAUCCAAAGACUUAGUCUUGUUAUUCAGUGUCUAACCUCUAACCCUAAGUGGCCUUUGGAAAGAUGGGACAAUCAUUUUAUAUUAAUAUAAGAGAGAGGCUAGAGUGUAGCAGCCAAUGAAACGUGCAUAUAUAUAUAUAUAUACAUACAUACCUAUACAUACGUAUAUACAUAUAUAUAAAUAAACAUACAAACACACAUACACACACAUACACACUUAACACUCACUCUCAACUAGGGUGAGCUCUUUAUGAAGGGAGGCCCAGAAAGGGUACUUCACCAAGGAGUGGUCUUUCUACAAAGCUACAUGGUUUGGGAAGGUUAUCCUUGACCCCUACCCCCCAGGACCCCACCUGUUUCUGGAGUGAACCAGAUCUCCUGAAACCAUUCCCCAUUGAUAAGGGGUAGAUGGACAUCCGAGCCACAAUCGGACUUUCCUUCUUGAAGGAAGGUGCUCUCCUGACUAUGGGCCCUUCCAGGUGAUAGGUUAUCGUCCUGAAAAUUCACUGAUGCCAUUGAUGUGAUAGAAGAGAGUGAAAGGAAUGGAAAGAGAAGAAGAAAGAAAGAAUGAGGAAGAAAGAAAGAGAGGAAGAAAGAAAGAAAGAAAGAAAGAAAGAAAGAAAGAAAGAAAGAAAGAAGGAAAGAAAGAAAGAAAGGAAGGAAGGAAGGAAGGAAGGAAGAAAGAAAGAAAGAGGAAGAAAGAAAGGAAGAAAGAAAGAAGUGAAAAAGAGAAAGAGAAUGAGGAAGUGUGAAGUGGUGAGAAUUUAAUUCACUGAGGAAACUGCUUUUUUCCCUCCCAACAAGAUGCAAAAAACAUGAUUUUACUGAGGAAGAGACCUCUUUGGGACACUCCAAUUCUUUGGGACACUCCAAUUCCCACUAUAUUUGCAAACACUCUUGGCCAGCAUGCCAGAUGGGAAGGGAGAUGGGAGAAGGGCUACAUCUUAGCAGUGCUAAGUCCUGGCAGUGGUAUUCUUUUAGAAUCCAGAAGUAUACCAAUUUGAGGAAAUUUGACUCCCCAAAACAUGCAUCUUACUUAGUAUGGGAAGGGGAUAGAGAAUGGGAAUGGGAGUGUGGGAAAAGAGUUUGAUAAUUCAACCUGAUCUUGUUGAAAUCAGGGGCAAUGAAGAGAAACCUGGUCAGCUACAAGUGAACAAAGGCAGUUGACCCGGAUUUAGUGCCUUGCAUGCCAGAGUGGCCCUAUAAAAUUUGUAAAGUUUCACAGAAAUUCAGAGUGCAGAAUUUCAAAGAAACUCUUCUUGCCUCUUCCCUUAGAGCACCGUUUUAAACAAAUAGAUGGUUGCAUUUUGAAGUUUCUUUAAUUCCUUCCCUCUACCCCUCCUUUUCCCUCCCCACAGCCUUUAACAAUUUAAAAAAAUUGCAGCUUGGUAUAAACUAAGAAUUUAAAUGGUGUGGAACUGCAAUUAUCCCAAAUAACAUAAUACAGAUAUUAUUAAGAUUUUGGUUUUGAGGUGUUGUAGAUAAAUGUAUUUAUGUGCCUAGUGGGGAAUUCAAUAUUAUGAAUAUUAAAAAGGGGCAAUAAAAUGGUAUGUAAAAUAUGUAUGAAGAAAAAGGUGUAUAAAAAUUUGCCCUAUGCACGGAAUUCUGUUUCUAAGUGCCAAGCACAAAAUGCCGCUAAAUAAAUCUUUGCAAUUGUU
Messenger RNA from Dromiciops gliroides (monito del monte), 3894 nucleotides. It is a transcript of the gene TBX15, whose product is annotated as T-box transcription factor 15. The transcript has 8 exons. Gene Ontology annotation, molecular function: DNA-binding transcription factor activity, RNA polymerase II-specific; RNA polymerase II cis-regulatory region sequence-specific DNA binding. NCBI's taxonomy places the organism in Eukaryota, Metazoa, Chordata, Mammalia, Microbiotheria, Microbiotheriidae. The record is from RefSeq and is a predicted model, not a curated record. The coding region runs from base 202 to 2010 and encodes 602 amino acids. Gene Ontology annotation, biological process: cell fate specification; regulation of transcription by RNA polymerase II; positive regulation of DNA-templated transcription. Gene Ontology annotation, cellular component: nucleus.